Messenger RNA from Mus caroli (Ryukyu mouse), 483 nucleotides. Lineage: Eukaryota; Metazoa; Chordata; Mammalia; Rodentia; Muridae. The record is from RefSeq and is a predicted model, not a curated record.
AUGACUUGCCCUGUUGAUGACAACCUCAGAGUGACUUGUCCUGUACAUGACAACCUCAGUGUGACUUGUCCUGUCCAUGACACCCUCAGCAUCACUUGUCCUGUUAAUGACACCCUUAGUGAGACUUGUGCUGUACAUGACAACCUCAGGGUGACUUGUCCUGUCCAUGACAUGCUCAGCGUGACUUGUCCUGUUCAUGACACCCUCAGUGAGACUGGUCCUGUCCAUGAAACUCUCAGCAUUACUUGUCCUCUUCAUGACACCCUCAGCAUGACUUUUCCUGUACCAGAAACUCUCACUGUGACAUGUCCUGUCAUGACACCCUCAGCAAGAUUUAGGCACCCUCAGCCUGAUGGAGAAACCCUCAGUGAGACUUGUCCUGUCCGUGACAUACUUAGCGUGACUUGUCCUGUCCAUUAUAUCCUCAAUGUAAUGGACACACCCUCAGUGAGACUUGUCCUGUCCAUGACAUCCUCAGGGUGA